This is a messenger RNA of Oryzias latipes (Japanese medaka), 2021 nucleotides long. RefSeq lists its product as uncharacterized. NCBI's taxonomy places the organism in Eukaryota, Metazoa, Chordata, Actinopteri, Beloniformes, Adrianichthyidae. The record is from RefSeq and is a predicted model, not a curated record.
AGAGAGCCGCAGACAGUCCGGUUGAUUGGAUGUCUGUGCAGAGCAGACAUGCACGAUGCUGUCUGAGCGCCUCCUUCGUCUGGACUGAAAACAGAUGAAGGGUCGCUUAAAAUGGAUUCUCCAGAAAGGUGUGCUCUAGGCUGAAGAGCAGAGCAGCUGCUGAGGUGGAGAUGGGCUGCACCUCUGCCAAGCAGAUGUCCGCCGUGUCCAACGGCGAAGAGGGCAAGAAUAAAGCCUACAGCAACGGGGACGUGCUCUCUGAUGAGUACAAGAUGAAAGGAGCGGAGGAGGUCAAGUGCACGGCUGAGGAGCAGGAGGAGGCGGUGGCGGACGGCCAUGGCGGCACGGAGAAAAGCGCUCUUCUGGAUAAAGGACAAUGCACAGAAGAAUCAGGGUCGAAUGGCAAAGUCCUGAGCAUCCAUUCCUCUGAGAGUCAGCAGGAGUUCUUCCGGAUGCUGGACGAGAAGAUUGAAAAGGGGUGUGACUACUGCUCAGAGGGGGAGGAGGAUGUGACAUAGCCCGCCCCGGUUGUCAUGGAAACAACACUUGAGUAUCCCGGCAAAGCCGGGAGGAGCGUGGAGUGCAGCUCCGCACUCGGGGAGACUCUCCAACCCUUUUUUUUUUUUUUUUGGUCCUCCUCAAAGCCCGUCCGUCUGAUCGCUGCUGGAGACUCAAUGUGGUCAGUGGUGACCGAUUCUGAGCACAAACCCUCGUCUCAUUCUACUGCUGGGAAAACCAGCAGCAUACAUGAAACACGGAAGCUACACGAACAUGCAGACUGUAGCCAGUGUUCAUCUCCUGCUUUAUGGAAAACCCAGUCCUCCAGUGCUUGGAUUUAUAGGGAAAACAACACGGAUGAAACCCUUCUUUGAGAUAAGGAGUCCAAACCUCCAUGUGGGCCGGUACCACGCGCCUGUCUGUCCACGUCUGUAUUUAUGUUAAAUAAGGCUCAGGGUUUAAGUGUUGUAAUAUCUGUCUCCCGCAGUCCUUCCUCUCAUUAAGACACUUUGUAGCCAUUAAAAAUGCACACUCACUGGGACGCCGAAGCUGUCAAAGACGGCAGAAGGCUGACUUCCUGUUCCACUGCCACGACACAUACUAGUCUGCUUCUGUGCAAACUGUAGGAAUUCUGGAGAAGUUUUUUUUAGAUUGAAAUGAAAUAUAAAGCACUUUCAGACAACAAAAGUCAGGAUUUUAUUAACAGAGACAAAUAUUUUAAAAGAUGAGCUUAACUCAAAUUUGACUAAACACGGCUUCAUCUGCUGAUGCCGACUAUAGCUUUAUCGUACAACAAGGACGCCACAUUCAAACCCAUUUACAGAGGGGCCUGUAGGCCAAACCUCAUCCAAAACAGACUAUUUGGAAAUUGCAAAGGGCUCUAUGGCGAGGGAAAGUUUGUCAUGUUUGCUACUAAUCACACACGCCACAUCCUCCAGGCUGUUAGGGGGGCGGGGGGGAACAAACGUCCUCCUCCAGAUGAAGUCUAUUUCAGGAAAGGCUUUGUGUAUCUCAGCAGGCUGAUGUAAACCCACAUACCACAGCCAUCACAGCAGCAUGACGUCAGCCCAGCAGAGUCUAGCUGCUGAAAUUGCCCGCCUGCCUGCAGCCACCUUAAGAGGACGUGGUGCAUUUAGCGAAACGGAAAACACAUUAAGGAUGACAGGGGAGCUGGAAAAAACAAUCCACAACCAAAAACAGAAACUCCAGAAGCAUACCACCGCAAUGCUCAAGUUUUCUCAAACUGGUUUGAGGAAAAUGAAGAUGGCCCUCCAUGGUGAACAUACCCCCGGCCGAGCCCAGUCUGUGGCAGGACUUGAUAUCAAAAUGAGCUCCUUCAGUGGAUACAAUUCAUAUUUGUGCAAAAAGCAAUGAAAAGCUUUUUAUUAAUAGCUUUUGUUUUUCCAAAUUCCUACAUUUGGACAUCUUUCAUCCGCCUGUGUCUCAUUAUUGUAAUCUGUUUUAAUGUAGAUCCGCCUCCGUUUUCUAGAAGAAUAAAAGUAGUUUCAGUUUUUGUCCCUCAG